CUUUCUUAAGCAGAUUUAAUGUCACUUCAAGAACAAUUGGAUGCGCUCAUUACCCAUUCUAGAAACAUUGCAUCCAUUCAAUUACGGCAAGGUUCAAAUAGUGUAGCUACUGAUUUAUUUUCAAAGAAAAGAAUCUUUUUAAGAGAUGCAGAACCAUCUGAAAUCAAACUUGCAGCAGCAUGUGCAGGCGAGCCAAUUACGGCAAGGUUUAUUUAGAAUUAAAAGAAAGAAAAAAAAAAAACAAAGAUAAUAUACCCCUUUACUCAACAUUUACUUUUUUUUUUU
Messenger RNA from Cokeromyces recurvatus, 285 nucleotides. RefSeq lists its product as uncharacterized. The coding region runs from base 19 to 216 and encodes 65 amino acids. NCBI's taxonomy places the organism in Eukaryota, Fungi, Mucoromycota, Mucoromycetes, Mucorales, Mucoraceae. The record is from RefSeq and is a predicted model, not a curated record. The transcript has a single exon.